Molecule: messenger RNA, 603 nt
Organism: Brachypodium distachyon (stiff brome)
Lineage: Eukaryota; Viridiplantae; Streptophyta; Magnoliopsida; Poales; Poaceae
Product: agamous-like MADS-box protein AGL62-like
Exons: 1
Coding region: 1-603 (200 amino acids)
Biological process (GO): regulation of transcription by RNA polymerase II
Molecular function (GO): DNA-binding transcription factor activity, RNA polymerase II-specific; RNA polymerase II cis-regulatory region sequence-specific DNA binding; protein dimerization activity
Source: RefSeq, marked provisional
AUGGUUCGGCCGCGUGGCAAGUCGAGCACGGGGCGGCACCGGAUCGAGAUGAGCCCCAUAGCGAACAGGAGCAGCCGGCAGGUGACCUUCUCGAAGCGCCGCUCCGGGUUCUUCAAGAAGGGCUCGGAGCUCGCCAUCCUCUGCGGCGCCCGCGUCGUGCUCGUCGUCUUCUCCGAGGUCGGCAACGUCUUCGCCCUCGGCAGCCCCUCCGCGGACGCCGUCCUCGACGGCGGCACCGGCCCUGACGAGGGCGAGCGUGAGGCGUUGGAAGGGAUGUGCCGCGCGAGGGAGGAGGCCGCGGAGCGGGUGGCGGCGGAGACGGCGGGGAUGGACUCGAUCGGGGACAAGGUUGCGCAGGCCCAGGUCGGGAGGAGGUCCUGGUGGGAGGCUGACGUGGAGAUGCUCGGGGAGGCGGAGCUGCCGGAGUUCGCCAGGGCGCUCAAGCGAUUCAGGGACGAUGUGCGCCGCCACGCGGAUAAGCUGCUCUCUGCCCCGCCGGCUGCCGCCGCCGUCGCGGCACCGGCACCGUGUACCACGGCGACGGCAGCCGUGUCGCCGGGCACGCACGGGGAUCCGUCUGCUUCUGAUUCUUGGGCUUACUAG